Molecule: messenger RNA, 921 nt
Organism: Emericellopsis cladophorae
Lineage: Eukaryota; Fungi; Ascomycota; Sordariomycetes; Hypocreales; Bionectriaceae
Exons: 2
Coding region: 1-921 (306 amino acids)
Source: RefSeq, a predicted model, not a curated record
AUGCAGAAAGCAAAGGCUGCCGCUGCUAGCUUCCUCUCCAAGGAUGGCAAGCACAAGACCACGAUGGACCAGGACGUCAACGCCGCCGUGACUGAGGAGCACGUCAAGCCUCAUGAGCACGAGAAGAUCACGACAGCCGUUGACCGUGAGGUCCACCAAGACCACCAUCAGACGCGCAUCCAACCGGUCGAUGCCAAGGAGACGCGGCCUGAGACGUCGGAGCACGUCAUGGAGCCCACAGUGCACAAGAGCUUUGAGCACACGAAUGAGGCCGAGGAGCGCCAGAAGCUGGACGCCGAGCGCGCCGCCUUUCAUAACUCAAGCGUCACCCACGACACGACGCACUCAACCGACGUGGCCCCGGCCAUCACAGGUGAGCGCGUCCACCACCACGUCCACGAGCACAUCCAGCCCGUGAUCCACAAGGACACCAUUGCACCCCACGUCGUGCACAAGACCGUCCCCGUCCAUGAGACGCACCACGCCGCCCCCGUCCACCACGAGGUCACCACCCUCCCCGCCAAGACUCUUGAGGAGUUCCAGUCCGCCGGCGGCACCUUGCAGGGCGAGAACAUGCACGUCACCCGGGAGCACGAGGGUUGUCCCGGCCCUUACAACAAGGACUGCGAGCUGCCUAGCACCGCCCUCGGCAGCGGCCACUCGCACCAGCACUCGACCUCGUCCGCAGGUAGCGGUGUCGACGAGUACACGACAAGCCGGGAGUCUGGCCUGCUCGGUACCUCUCCGUCUGGUGCUGCUGGUGCCUCCGCCACGGACCGAACUCCACGCACCGGAGAGAACUUGGGCGGAACCACGUCCGGCACUUCGGGCACUGGCGAGCGCCACAAGCCCUCGCUGAAGGAGAAGUUUGAUCCCCGCGUUGACGCCGACAGUGACGGUAAGAAGGGUGUCUUUAGUUGA